Messenger RNA from Leptosomus discolor (cuckoo roller), 1388 nucleotides. It is a transcript of the gene MYOD1, whose product is annotated as myogenic differentiation 1. The record is from RefSeq and is a predicted model, not a curated record. Gene Ontology annotation, molecular function: protein dimerization activity; RNA polymerase II cis-regulatory region sequence-specific DNA binding; DNA-binding transcription factor activity, RNA polymerase II-specific. Gene Ontology annotation, biological process: positive regulation of myoblast differentiation; regulation of transcription by RNA polymerase II; positive regulation of skeletal muscle fiber development. Lineage: Eukaryota; Metazoa; Chordata; Aves; Leptosomiformes; Leptosomidae.
UUGCCCCCUCUGGCCCAGCCACUGUCUCCUCUGCUGCCCCCAUGGACUUACUGGGCCCCAUGGAGAUGACGGAGGGCUCCCUCUGCUCCUUUGCAGCCGCUGAUGACUUCUACGAUGACCCGUGCUUCAACACGUCGGACAUGCACUUCUUCGAGGACCUGGACCCCCGGCUGGUGCACGUCGGGGGCUUGCUGAAGCCCGAGGAGCACCCGCACCACCACGGGCACCACCACGGGCACCCGCAUGAAGAGGAGCACGUCCGAGCGCCCAGCGGGCACCACCAGGCCGGCCGCUGCCUGCUGUGGGCCUGCAAGGCUUGCAAGAGGAAGACCACCAAUGCCGACCGCCGUAAGGCGGCCACCAUGAGGGAGCGGCGGCGGCUCAGCAAGGUCAAUGAGGCCUUUGAGACCCUCAAGCGCUGCACCUCCACCAACCCUAACCAGCGCUUGCCCAAGGUGGAGAUCCUGCGCAAUGCUAUCCGCUACAUCGAGAGCCUGCAGGCACUGCUGCGGGAGCAGGAGGACGCUUACUACCCAGUGCUGGAGCACUACAGCGGGGAAUCGGACGCCUCCAGCCCUCGCUCCAACUGCUCCGACGGCAUGAUGGAGUACAGCGGGCCUCCUUGCAGCUCUCGCCGAAGAAACAGCUACGACAGCAGCUACUACACAGAAUCGCCAAAUGAUCCAAAGCAUGGGAAGAGUUCUGUUGUUUCCAGCCUUGAUUGCCUCUCGAGCAUUGUAGAGAGGAUUUCCACAGAUAACUCCACAUGUCCUAUACUGCCUCCGGUGGAAACUGUUGCUGAAGGGAGUCCCUGUUCCCCCCCAGAAGGAGCGAGCCUGAAUGAUAGUGGAGCCCAAAUUCCUUCCCCCACCAACUGCACCCCACUUCCCCAGGAGAACAGCAGCAGCAGCAGCAGCAACCCUAUCUACCAAGUGCUAUAAAGGCAGGUCCAGCGGGACUGCACUGGAAACAAAUUGCUCUGCUCAGCCACGCUCCAAGACCUGCCUUCUAAGACUGAAAAGACUUCUCAAGACUUGUUCCAGUUUUAAAAUAUCACUCAAAAUUCCUUCAGAUAGAUAACUUUUCAAACCUGUAUUACUUCAAAAUACACCUAGUUAUUUAUUGGUUGGUAAACUAAAGUUAUUUAAUAUGUCUAGAGAUAAAAUUGUAUACCAUGAAAUGGCCAAUGUUUGAUCUGGGCUUUGGGGAAUAGGAACCUGGCUCUUGAAUGUGGAGGAGAACAGAAAUCUACAACAGUAGUGCCAUGACAGAACCCUCCUAUUACUCCUGUUCUGGCCAAAAUAAGGUUGUGGACCAUUUUUUAUAAAACUUUUUGUAUAAUUGUAAAUAAGAGUUGCUUUGCAAAAAAAAGGAAAAAAAGAGGAAAA